UUGCCACUUGCACUUGCCCUUCCGCCGAUCUUCAAUCUUUUCACUGAAACCUCGUUCUUUUCGUUUCCCGCCCUGGUGCCCCUAAGCGAAGUAGCGAACGCUCCUCUUCUUUCUCUUUCUUUGUUGUUGUUGUUGUUGUUGUUCUUCUUCUUCUAGCGUUAGGGUUUCGCCGGCGAGUGCCGCAAAAAUGGUGUCUCCGAAGCAGCUCCUGGGCACCAUCGAAUCUGCGCUUCUCGGAACUUCGCCUCCGAUGGCGGCGCACCGCGUCGAACUCUUGCACGCUCUCCGCACUUCUCGAACCUCCUUGCAGUCCCUUCUCUCGUAUCCCCCCCCAAAGCCCUCUGAUCGAAGUCAAGUUCAGUCAAAGUCAGUCAGACUUCCUGAUUCUCCUCCUAUUUCACUUGAUGACCAGGAUGUUCACAUUGCGCUCAAAUUGAGUGACGAUCUCCAUCUCAAUGAAGUAGAUUGUGUUCGUUUGCUUGUAUCAGCUAAUAAAGAGUGGGGCUUAAUGGGAAGGGAACCACUGGAAAUUUUACGGCUUGCAGCAGGACUCUGGUAUACAGAGAGAAGAGAUUUGAUAACGUCCCUCCAUUUGCUCUUAAGGGCUGUGGUGCUAGAUCAGGGACUGCAAGAUGAUAUAUUGGUAGACAUUCAAAAGUAUUUGGAAGAUCUUAUCAGUUCUGGACUUAGACAGCGGUUGAUUUCUCUUAUCAAGGAACUCAAUAGAGAAGAGCCUUCUGGUUUGGGUGGUCCUCAGUGUGAGAGUUAUGUUCUUGAUUCAAGAGGCUCUCUUGUGGAGAGGCAGGCAGUGGUCUCUAGAGAAAGACUUAUUCUGGGGCAUUGUCUUGUGCUUUCGAUUCUGGUUGUUCGGACAUGCCCGAAGGAUAUAAAAGAUAUUUUUUCUGUUUUGAAGGAUAGUGCUUCUGAAGUUAGUGAGAGCAAUGCCACUGUAAAACAUCAGAUUACCUUUUGUCUUCUCUUUGCUCUUGUGAUUGCAUUUGUUUCUGAUGGUUUGAGUACAGUGCCUGAUAAAGCAUCUGUCCUUUCUUCUAAUACUUCCUUCAGACACGAAUUUCAUGAACUUGUAAUGACUACUGGGAAUGAUCCACAUGUUGAGGGCUUUGUUGGUGGCAUAAGGCUUGCUUGGGUGGUACAUUUGAUGUUAAUACAAGAUGGUGUUCCAGCUAGAGAGACUAUUUCAAGUGGUUCAUCAAAUGAACUGGGUUAUCUUAGUCAAUGCUUGGAAGCCAUUUUCUCAAAUAAUGUUUUUCAGUUUUUACUUGAUAAAGUUCUUCGUACUGCUUCCUUCCAGACUGAAGACGAAGAUAUGAUCUACAUGUACAAUGCUUAUCUGCACAAGCUGAUUACGUGCUUCUUGUCUAACCCUCUUGCAAGAGACAAGAUAAAAGAAUCCAAGGAGCGGAUUAUGAGUGUGCUUAGUCCAUACCGAGUUGUGGGAUCACAUGAUUUUGCACAGGACAGUAAUUCAAGUUCUCUACAUGGCACUGAGAUGGGCCCUUUACCAUUUAAUUCAAUCUUGGACUUUGUGAGCGAAAUUUAUCAGAAAGAACCAGAGCUCUUGUCGGGCAAUGAUGUGUUGUGGACGUUUGUAAAUUUUGCUGGAGAGGACCAUACGAAUUUCCAAACGCUUGUGGCGUUCUUGAAUAUGCUGAGCACCUUGGCUUGUAGUCAAGAAGGUGCUUCAAAGGUUUACGAGUUGCUGCAAGGUAAAGCAUUCCGUUCAAUUGGAUGGAGCACUUUAUUUGAAUGCUUAACAAUUUAUGAUGAGAAAUUCAAACAGUCUCUUCAAACUGCGGGAGCAAUGCUGCCUGAAAUUCAGGAGGGGGAUGCCAAAGCCCUUGUGGCAUACUUGAAUAUUCUAAAGAAGGUUGUAGAAAAUGGGAACCCAACAGAAAGGAAAACCUGGUUUCCUGAUAUUGAACCAUUGUUCAAACUUCUUAGUUACGAAAAUGUACCCCCUUAUCUUAAGGGUGCUCUAAGGAAUGCAAUAGCCACAUUUAUUAAGGUCUCUCCAGUGCUGAAGGAUAGCAUCUGGACCUAUCUUGAGCAAUAUGAUCUGCCAGUGGUUGUUGGGCUUGAUAUCCCAAACAGUCCACAAUCUAUGGGUACUCAGGUUUAUGAUAUGCAAUUUGAACUGAACGAGAUUGAAGCAAGGAGAGAACAAUAUCCUUCAACUAUAUCUUUCCUUAAUUUGAUAAAUGCUCUAAUUGCAGAAGAAAGAGAUUUGUCUGAUAGAGGGCGAAGAUUUAUUGGAAUAUUUAGGUUCAUCUAUGAUCAUGUUUUUGGGCCAUUUCCUCAGAGAGCCUAUGCGGAUCCCUGUGAAAAAUGGCAGUUAGUUGGUGCAUGCCUUAAACAUUUUCACAUGGUAUUAAGCAUGUACGACAUCAAGGAUGAGGACUACGAGGGUGUAGUUGAUCAGUCACGACUUUCAGCAACUAAAGAAUCAUCACCACUUCAGACACAGCUCCCAGUUUUAGAGUUGCUGAAAGAUUUCAUGAGUGGAAAGACUGCCUUCCGGAACAUAAUGAGUAUUCUUCUGCCAGGGGUGAAUUCUGUUAUUGCUGAACGCAGUAGUCAAUUAUAUGGGCAACUUUUAGAGAAUGCAGUGCAGCUUUCUCUGGAAAUUAUAAUCCUUGUCCUUGACAAAGAUUUACUUCUUUCUGAUUAUUGGCGUCCUCUAUACCAGCCAUUAGAUAUUAUACUCUCCCAUGAUCAUAAUCAAAUAGUGGCCCUCUUGGAGUAUGUCAGAUAUGAUUUUCAGCCAAAAGUUCAGCAAUCCUCCAUCAAAAUCAUGAGUAUUUUAAGCUCUCGCAUGGUUGGGCUUGUUCAACUAUUGCUAAAAUCUAAUGCAUCAAACAGCUUGAUAGAAGAUUAUGCAGCCUGCCUUGAGUUACGGUCAGAAGAGCUUCAGAAUCUUGAAAAUAACAAUGAUGAUCCAGGCAUUCUUAUUAUGCAACUUCUAAUUGACAAUAUCAGCCGGCCAGCCCCUAAUAUCACUCAUUUACUGCUUAAAUUUGAUCUAGACACACCUAUUGAGCGGACAGUUUUACAGCCUAAAUUUUAUUACAGUUGCAUGAAGGUUAUUCUUGAUAUCCUGGAAAAGCUUUUGAAGCCUGGUGUAAAUGCAUUACUUCAUGAAUUUGGUUUUCAGCUGCUUUAUGAAUUGUGUGUAGAUCCACUAACAAGUGGACCAACAAUGGAUCUGUUGUCAAAUAAAAAGUACCUAUUCUUUGUUAAGCACCUUGAUACAAUUGGUAUUGCCCCACUUCCUAAACGAAAUAGCAACCAGUCACUUCGUAACAGUUCCCUUCAUCAGAGAGCAUGGCUUUUGAAACUUUUAGCGGUUGAACUACAUGCUGGUGAUGUUAGGAGCUCCAAUCAUAGAGAAGCAUGUCAGACAAUCCUUUCUUAUCUUUUUGCCCAUGGUCUUAAUGACAUUGGUGGGGGCCAGGCCAUGCCUCCAUUUUUGCUUCAUGAUACUUCUGAAAAUGCUGCUAUAAGAACUGUCAGCAAGAGUAAGGUAUUAGAAUUGCUUGAAAUCAUUCAGUUUAGAUGUCCAGAUUCCACUACUCAGCUCUCAAAUAUUGUGGCUGGUAUGAAAUAUGACUUGCCGGCAGAAGACAUACUUGGAAAUCCGGGAAAUUCCGGAAAGGGUGGUGUGUACUAUUAUUCCGAGAGAGGUGAUCGGCUAAUUGACCUUGCUUCUUUCCAUGACAAACUUUGGCAGAAAUAUAAUUCAGCAUAUGCCCAGGCAAGUAACCUUGGCAGUGAAGUUGAACUUAAUAAUGUUCGUGAGACAAUUCAACAGUUGCUGAGAUGGGGUUGGAAAUACAAUAAAAAUCUUGAGGAACAAGCUGCACAACUUCAUAUGUUGACUGCUUGGUCUCAGAUUGUUGAGGUGUCUGCUUCUAGAAGAUUAACAAUGCUUGAAGAUCGAUCUGAAAUUCUUUUUCAGGUCCUUGAUGUGUCUCUUAGUGCAUCUGCUUCUCCUGACUGUUCAUUGAGGAUGGCAUUCAUACUAUCACAGGUAGCAUUGACAUGCAUGGCUAAGCUGCGAGAUGAAAGAUUUUUGUUCCCUGGCAGUCUGAGUUCUGAUAACAUCACAUGCCUUGAUCUCAUUGUGGUGAAGCAAUUAUCAAAUGGUGCUUGUCUGACCAUAUUGUUUAAGCUUAUCAUGGCAAUUCUUAGAAAUGAAUCUUCAGAAGCUCUUAGGAGACGUCAAUAUGCUCUACUUCUUAGCUAUUUCCAGUAUUGCCAAAAUGUGGUUGAUCCUGAUGUUCCAACCACCGUUCUUCAAUUCUUGCUGCUCAGUGAACAAGAUAAUGAAUAUAUUGAUCUCCCAAAGAUUGACAAAGAACAAGCAGAACUGGCUCGUGCAAACUUUUCAACUUUGAGGAAAGAAGCUCAGAGCAUUUUGAAUCUGGUCGUAAAAGAUGCAACCCAUGGUAGUGAACCUGGAAAGACAAUAUCACUUUAUGUUCUUGAUGCAUUGAUUAAUAUAGAUCAUGAGCGCUUUUUCUUGAGCCAACUUCAAAGCAGGGGUUUUUUAAGGUCUUGCUUUACAGCCAUAAGCAAUGUUUGCAAUCAGGAUGGUAGUCUUUCACUGGACUCAUUGCAGAGGGCAUGCACUUUUGAGGCUGAACUUGCUUUACUACUAAGAAUCAGUCACAAGUAUGGAAAAUCCGGAGCACAGAUUUUAUUUUCCAUGGGCAUAUUGGAGCAUCUUGCAUCUGGCAGAGCAAUCAAUUUACAGGGAAGUUUAAGGUGGGUUGAGACAAGACUUAGAAGAGAUAUGGCUGUGGAUGUUGAUAGACAACGGAUGAUUAUUACUCCAGUCUUGAGAUUAGUGUUUUCACUAACUUCCUUGGUUGAUACAUCUGACUUUUUGGAGGUUAAGAAUAAAAUUGUCCGUGAAGUAAUCGAUUUUAUCAAAGGGCAUCAAUCACUGUUUGAUCAAGUUCUCCGUUUAGACAUUGCCGAGGCAGAUGAACUAAGAACAGAGCAGGUCAAUUUAGUUGUUGGUAUUCUUAGCAAGGUUUGGCCAUAUGAAGAGAGCAAUGAGUACGGUUUUGUUCAAGGGCUUUUUGGUCUGAUGCAUGCUCUUUUCUCACGUGAUUCAAAGAUUCCUAGUUUUGCUCAAUCAAGAGUAUCACCUGAGAAUCAGAGGAAUUCAGAACUACAGAUGUUUAAUUUGUGCUACAGCCUGAGCUCUUACUUGUAUUUUCUAGUCACAAAGAAAUCCCUGAGAUUACAGCCUUCAGAUGCCUGUUCCAGUUACGCUGCUUCUGUUGAACUUCAACAACCCACAUUGAGCUUGCUUAAUUCUCUUCUUUUUUCUGUCACAACUGCUUUUGAAAGGGCAGCUGAGGAGAAAUCCUUGUUACUGAAUAAGAUUCGAGACAUAAAUGAACUGUCAAGGCAGGAAGUUGAUGAAAUCAUCAAUAUGUGUGUCCGGCAAGACUCUGUUUCAUCUUCAGAUAACAUACAUAAAAGGAGGUACAUUGCAAUGGUAGAAAUGUGUCGAGUUGUUGCUAGUAGGGAUCAGCUAAUCAUUUUAUUACUGCCACUCUCUGAACAUGUGCUAAAUAUCAUCCUUAUCCAUCUUCAAGAGAGCUCUGUUGCACUCGAUUCUACCUUGAGUACAAAAACAAUUGCAUAUGGUGCCAAAUAUGAUGCACAACAGGACGUUGCUAUGUUAUAUGGAAAGUUAGUUCCAACCCUUGAGCGACUUGAGUUGCUGAGUGAGGAGAAAGUAGGGCACAAUCUCAAAGUAUUCCGCAGAUUAGCAACUUCUGCCAAAGAUCUUGCAAUUCAAAAAUUGAUUGUGUAGAUUAUUAAGUGGCUUCCCAAAUUCAAUUACUCCACUUAAAUUAACUGAUUGUGCGCUGUAAAUUAUGUAAAGUUCUAAUUAUAGUCUUGGAAUUGAGUUCAACCUGUAAGAAAUUAACUUCACCCUUUAUGUAGUGCAGAUGCAAGUCAACUGUGCCCUUUUAAUGUUAUAUCUGUAGUUGCAUGAAAGUUAUUCUUGAUAUC
This is a messenger RNA of Glycine soja, 6054 nucleotides long. Its product is annotated as nuclear pore complex protein NUP205. The record is from RefSeq and is a predicted model, not a curated record. The coding region runs from base 188 to 5851 and encodes 1887 amino acids. Lineage: Eukaryota; Viridiplantae; Streptophyta; Magnoliopsida; Fabales; Fabaceae. Gene Ontology annotation, cellular component: nuclear pore. The transcript has 45 exons.